Messenger RNA from Lymnaea stagnalis (great pond snail), 3277 nucleotides. NCBI's taxonomy places the organism in Eukaryota, Metazoa, Mollusca, Gastropoda, Lymnaeidae. The record is from the annotation of a GenBank genome assembly.
AUUCUCUGUGAUUUCGAGGAUAAUAAAAUUGUUUAGUUGCCCACUUAAGAGUCUAGGCAAAUGUUUUUAACAAUUUUAAUAUGGGCAGUUGUUUUAACUCUAGGUGAGAUGUUUGCUUCAAAACGAAAUUAAUUUUUUGAACAAUAAAUUCUAUUUUUUGAUUUUUCAUUAAUGGCAUAUUAUAUUUAAGCAUUGAUUUGUCUUUUGUCUGCGUUUUUAAGACAUUCAGAAGACAGGUUUAGAAUGUAGAACAAUUAAAUUGAAGAUAAUGGAUUGCUGCUUUUAAAAAUUCAAUUAAAUAAUGCUUUUUUGUGGUAUUGAGUGUAUUUGAUUGAAAAGAAAUCACAUUUUCACAUAGCCAGUAGCUUCUUCACAUAGCCAGUAGCUUCUUCACAUAGCCAAUGGCAUCUUCACAUAGCCAGUUGCUUCUUCACAUAGCUAGUUGCUUCUUCACAUAGCCCAGGGGUCUCAAAACGCAAAUUAUCCGGGGGCCGCAAGAAGGUAGAGUCUGAGUGAGACUGGGCCACAAGAAGGUAGAGUCUGAGUGAGACUGGGCCCCAUCAAUUAUGCCACAAAAAGAAAGUGAUGAUUAAAUUCAAUAAAGUACAACUGUUACCAACGGAGCAACCAUUAUGGUGACAAAUAAAAACAUUAAGGGUUCUCAAAUAUUAGGCUACACUUUCUCCCUCUUACUCCUUGUUACGAUAUAGACAAUUAUGUUUGUGUAUUACCCACUAACUGUCUUUUUAAACCUUUGAUAUAUGUAUAUGAUAUUUUCGAAGCAUAUUUUCUCAGAACCGCACUUUUACUGCCAUGUCCGUCUCAUAAAAUGCUAUAAAAUAAAAUAAGUUUAGUCCGAUUUCAGAACGGCUCUUACCAUUAGAAUCAACCUCCAAACCUCCAAACCUCCAAACCUCCAAACCUCCAAACCUACAGGUACACGAUCAAAAAAGAAUGAGAAAAGUCGGUGAGACUCGACUGAAACCAUCGCGGAAAGUCACAUUAUAGAUAUGAGAGUGGGGAAAGCUCGCGGGCCGCAUUACACUAAACUUUGCUGUCCUGUAUCGGGCCGCAAAAUAUCGUCUUGUGGGCCGCGAGUUUAAGACCCCUGACACAGCCAAAAAACAUCUUCACAUAGCCUGUAGCAUGUUCACAUAGCCAGUAGUCAGUAAAUCUUUACAUAGCCAGUCGCCAGCAACAUCUUCACAUAAACCAAUAACAUCUUCACAUAUCCAGUAACUUCUUCACAUUGAAAGUAACAUCUUCACAUUGCCAGUAACAUCUUCACAUAGCCAGUACCAUCUUCACAUAGUCAGUAACAUCUUCACAUAGCCAGUAACAUCUUCACAUAGCCUGUAACUUCUUCACAUUGCCAGUUACAUCUUCACAUUGCCAGUAACAUAUUCACAUUGCUAGGAACAUCUUCACAUAGCCAGUAGCAUCUUUACCUAGCCAGUCACCAGUAACAUCUUCACAUAACCAAUAACAUCUUCACAUAUCAAGUACCAUCUUCACAUAUCCAGUAACUUCUUCACAUACCCAGUAACGUCUUCAUAUAGCCAGUAACAUAUUUACAUAGCCAGUAGCCAGUAACAUCUUCACAUAACCAAUAACAUCUUCACAUAUUGCAGUAACAUCUUCACAUAUCCAGUAACUUCUUCACAUUGCCAGUAACAUCUUCACAUUGCCAGUGAAUCUUCUCAUAGCCAGUAACAUCUUCACAUUGCCAGUAACAUCUUCACAUAGCCAGUAACAUCUUCACAUAGCCAGUAACAUCUUCACAUAUCCAGUAACAUCUUCACAUAUCCAGUAACAUCUUCACAUAGCCAGUAACAUCUUCACAUUGCCAGUAGCAUCUUCACAUAUCCAGUAACAUCUUCACAUCGCCAGUAACAUCUUCACAUAUCCAGUAACAUCUUCACAUUGCCAGUAACAUCUUCUCAUAGCAGCACCAAAUACUUUGAUUUUCUAAAGUAUCAAUUUUAUUUACGAUUAAAAAUGAAAUCUCACUGAAAAGUUCCUUUUCAAUUCAAAUUCCAUUUUACUAUUAUACAAUAUAACAUUUUAAAUAUAGUAGAGAAAAAUUUUGAUUUCUUAAAAUCGUCAAUUAUUAGUGGUGGCUUGUGAUAUUUUCCACACAAAAAUAAUGGUAUGAAAACUAACUUAAUAAUGUUACUGAUGUCACCACUUAACAUUGUGACGUUGUGAGUUCUGUGAUUAUCGAAUCUUUGAAAUGCAAAUCGUCUUAAUGGCAUUGCCUACAUUUAUUGAAAUAGAAAUACUUUUAGCUACAAUAAAACCAAAGAAUUUUGGGAAAAAAAAGAGAAACAUGUUAAAAUGCAUAAUUGUUUCCCCAUGUUAGUUAUUUCAAUUGCAUUUGCACAAUAGCAAGCCGUAUUGAAGGCGCCCCUAAGACGCCACCUUAUUAGUAAUUCUAAUACACUAAUUACUUAAUAUUUUCUAUACUUUGUUCCACACAGGAUCAUCCCAGAGUGUGAACGACUGCCCAGCGGCUAUCCCUAAAGACACUCAUCUCCAGGUCCAUGGCGGUCUGUGCUACCAGUUCGUCCUGACCCCCCACAAAACCCACACGGACGCCAAGAAGGCGUGCGAGGCCAACGGCGGCACCCUGGCCAUCGUCUCUUCCAAAGCCAUCCAGGACUACAUCUACGACCAGGUGCUCCACACCUACAAGAGCGCAUACGGCAAGUUCUGGAUCGGCCUCGACGACAUCGCCACCGAGGACGCCUUCGUCUGGGAGGACGGCUCGGCCUUCAGCUACGAGAACUUCGCCCCCGGUCAAGGCAGCCAGAACACCAGCCUCGCGGGUCACGUGACGCAUCCCAACGAAGACUGUGUCCUGAUCGACGCCAGCGACCACGGCCGGUGGCACGACUACCCGUGCGACAGGUCCUCAUUCCUGUUCGUCACCACCGUGGAGGCUCAUUCUUACAUCUGCCAGUACGCGCCUGCCGGCAUCACUCAAGCACCGGCAACUACUAUCAUCUUUGUAACGUAGAACAGCUUAGACAGAUGGUUAUCUUUGCCACUCAAGAUGAUGGGUCAGCUUGUGUUGCACUGGUUCAUGCUAUUGAAUGCCAUUGUAUCACAUGGAGUCGCAUUGAUAAAAAUAUCUUAAAACACAUUAAUAAAUGCGUAGCAAUUUUAUCCAUAUUAAAUAUUGGCUUGUCUCAUGUACUUCCGUCAUAAGACUCUUUAUCAUGCACCGGCUUACACACUACUCAUUGGGGAGUUAAGGUGAAGAAUAAAAUCAAAC